Messenger RNA from Diplodia corticola, 834 nucleotides. Its product is annotated as maltose o-acetyltransferase. The transcript is spliced from 4 exons. Lineage: Eukaryota; Fungi; Ascomycota; Dothideomycetes; Botryosphaeriales; Botryosphaeriaceae. The record is from RefSeq and is a predicted model, not a curated record. Bases 1 to 834 code for a protein of 277 amino acids.
AUGGCGUGUCAGACAUACAACUCGAUGCCGGAGAACGCGACCGUGGAGCAUCGAUCAAGGCUCUGGAGAAACAUUGUCACGACGGGGUCCAUCACGCCUCCGUGCGAAGACGAGCUCGAAAGCGUCGGCGGGGGUGGUAGCAGCAGCCAUUUCCGCAACAACCCGUUCGGCAAAGGUGCGCCGUACGUGAAGGCACCGGUGCACAUCGACUACGGCACCAACCUCCGGAUCAGGGCGUCGACGUUCAUCAACCGCAACUUCACCGUCAGCGACACGCCGAUCCUCCCCAUCACGAUUGGCGAGCGGUGCCUCAUUGGACCCAACACGUCAGUGUAUGCGGUUAGCCACCCUCUCGACUACCGCGAGCGCGCCGGGCCGCUGGGGGCGCCGAGCCUUGCCAAUCCGGUGACGAUUGAAGAUGACUGCUGGAUUGGCGGCGGUGUGAUCAUCAUGCCUGGUGUGCGCAUUGGAAGAGGCUGUGUGAUCGGCGCUGGCAGCGUAGUGACGAAGGACGUGCCGCCCGAACAUGUCGCGUACGGCAAUCCUGCGCGCGUCAUUCGCAAGGUUACCGACGCCGCCGCCGCCGAAUCAGCGCCCGCUCCGGCCAGGCAGAUCUCAUCCGCCCAUCUGCCUCCCGAUUCCGAUGCAGCACCGCCCGCCAAGAGCGAUCCGCCAACGGCCACAUCCCUGGCCCAGCCCCCAUCGCCCGCCUGCUCCCACUGCUCCCACUGCUCCCGCUGCUCCUGCUCCCCGGCCUCGUCGCCGCUUGCGCUGCUGACGGUGCUGCUCCUGCUCGCCCUGGUUGUUCUGCUGCUGCUGCGCGCCCACACGUAA